AGGGCAUUUGUGCAAUUUCAUGAUUUAAGGGAAAAAAAUGGCUCAGAAUGAAUAAAAUAAACCUACCGGCAACAACCAACUUCAUUGAAACUGUCAGCAAACACAAACAACACAGUACAGAAUGGCUAGAAAUUUGAAAAUGGUUAUAACCAAAGAGAACACUAUAACAAAAGAGUUUCUUUCACUUUCUCUUUGUUGCUGUUCGUAUUGGCAUGAUGAUUCAGCCAUGGCUAUGCUUAUCUUUUAUCUUGUUACUGUUGUCCUCCUCUGUUCUUUCCCUUUCUUCUGUUAAUCAAUACCCCUCACAGAACACCGCAAUGUCUACUGAAACGAUCUCUUCCAUUCAAAGUCUUGCGAUGCCAGUGCCUCCUCCAGCACCGCCACCACCACUAUCUCCACCGUCAUCAAAUCGAAAAGUUGUGAUAGCUGUAAUUGCCACAGCUACAAUCGUUCUUAUCAUCUUCUUUUUCUGCCACAAAUAUGGUAGAUGCCGGCAGAAAAAUAAAGUUGACACAAGCUUCCAACAAGAAGGCAUCGUGACUUCUGAAGACUUCAGAAAAUUUGGUAAAAGAGUGAAAGGACUAAUUGUCGAUGAAAAUGGAAGAGAUGUAGUUUAUGUCAAAGAUUUAGAAGACAAAAUACUUAAAUCCAAGUUCUCAAAGAUUUCGUUCAAUCCUAACUAUGAAGAAGAAGAAGAAGAAGAAAUGAGGGGGGAUGUGACAGUAGAGAGACCAAUAAAAUGUAAGCCUCAGGAGGUGAAAGAUAGUCAUGGGAAGGAGAUAGAAUCAGUUCAACCAAAGCAGCAAUCUCGGGCAAUAGUUCCGUCUAUUCGAAGUUUGUCACUACAUCCCCCAUCAUCCUCUCUAAGAAAGAAAGUUCUAGCACCAUCAUCACUAGCAGCAAAGCCCCCGCUGCUGCCACCUCCACCGCCACCACCACCACCUCCUCCUCCUCCUCCAUCACCACCGCCACGUCCUUCUCCUCCACUACUACCACCACCAAGAAUAUCAAAGAGGACUAUACCACCACCUCCUCCACCUGGGGCUGGCGGUUUGGUUUCAUCACUAAGACCCCCAACAGCACCAAAAGGGAACACAAACAACAAAAGUGGAGCACGGGCUUCAACAGAAAGAUGCUCAAAAGGGACUAGUGUUGGCCAAAUGAAGUUAAAGCCAUUGCACUGGGAUAAAGUUAUAGCUAAUGCUGAUCAUUCAAUGGUUUGGAAUGAGAUCAUUGAUGGCUCUCUCAGGUAUUCUGCUUUUAUAUUUUAAUUCCUUGACCAUUCUUCACGCUCUAAAUCAUUUCCCUUAGUAGGAAUUCCUUAAUGCAUUGUUGUUUCUCUUUUAUUUCUUCUUUCUUCUUCUUCAGAUUUGAUGAUG
Molecule: messenger RNA, 1379 nt
Organism: Hevea brasiliensis (rubber tree)
Lineage: Eukaryota; Viridiplantae; Streptophyta; Magnoliopsida; Malpighiales; Euphorbiaceae
Product: formin-like protein 4
Exons: 1
Coding region: 213-1271 (352 amino acids)
Biological process (GO): actin nucleation; actin cytoskeleton organization
Molecular function (GO): actin filament binding
Source: RefSeq, a predicted model, not a curated record